GAGAGAGAAAAAAAUGUAUGAGCUGUCAGAAGAAAAAACGGUAUUUUGGUGGAUUAUGUUUUGCACAAUAUAUAAACAUACAAACAAUCGAUAUUUGUAUGAUGAUAUCCUCGUGUAUUCACGAUCGAUGUUUUGUUUGUUUGUUUGUUUGUAUCCAACGUGGAGUUUUCGUAUCACACAUACACACAAAAUCAGCUGAUCGGAUUGUUUACAUGCGCCAGUAUAACGGGCUAAUAAAAUUGAUCAAAUUUUUUUUUCAGAAAAACAAUGGGUCCGAUUCGAAAUAAAUCAAUUAAUCGACAUAAUCAAUCGGGCAAUAAUAGUCAAUCGUUUGGCCAUAAUAUAAAAUAUUUCAUUAAUUAUUUACAGGAUUUUAUAACCAAAAAAGUGUUAACAUUUAAAAUUUUUCAUGAACAUGAAUGUUAUCCAAUUGUUUCGAAUAUACUUUUAUUGUUUGAAAUAUUUUUAAAUGUUAUCAUUAUUAAUAGAGUUCGAUAUACAGAAAUUGAUUGGUCAACAUAUAUGCAACAAGUUGAAUGUUUUCUAAAUGGUACACGUGAUUAUUCAUUGAUUUCGGGUGAUACUGGUCCAAUUGUUUAUCCGGCCGGUCAUCUUUAUGUAUAUACAUUAUUAUAUUGGCUAACCGAUCAAGGACAGAAUAUAUAUCGUGCACAAUAUAUAUUUGCAUCAUUAUAUCUGAUAACAUUAUUUAUUGUAUUUCAAUUAUAUCGUCAUUAUUCACAAGCACCACCAUUUGUAUUAAUAUUUAUGUGUCUUACAUCAUAUCGUGUACAUUCAAUUUAUGUUUUACGUUUAUUUAAUGAUACGAUUGCCAUAUUAUUUCUUUAUCUAUCAUUAUUAUCAUUUACUGGCCAAAAAUGGAUACGUGGAUCGAUAUUUUAUUCUUUAGCCGUAUCGAUCAAAAUGAACAUUUUACUUUUUGCUCCUGGUUUAUUUUUAUUAUAUAAUGAAUAUCUAAAUAAAUGGAAUUUGAUUAAAAAUCUGGCAAUCUGUGCAUUUGUUCAGAUCAUUAUUGCCAUUCCAUUUAUAACGACAUAUCCAAUUUCCUAUAUAAAAUGUUCAUUCAAUUUAGGACGGAUAUUUCUACAUAAAUGGACUGUCAAUUAUCGUUUUUUAUCCGAAUCUAUUUUCAUUCAAAAACAAUUUCAUAUAAUUCUUCUUAUUUUACAUUUAAUAUUUUUGAUAAUUAUAUUUCGUAAACGAUGGAUGAAUUUGAUUGAAAAUUUUUUCAACAAAAAUAAAAUUUUCAUACAAAAUCCAAAACAAACUAAAUUAGACAUACUGAUGACAAUGUUUAUUUCAAAUUUUAUUGGUAUUGUAUUUGCACGUUCAUUACAUUAUCAAUUUUAUAUUUGGUAUUAUCAUUCGUUGCCAUUUAUUUUAUGGACAACAUCAAUUGGUGCUAAUUAUUUUAUGACUAACAUCUGCAUGCUGGGCCUUAUCGAAUUAGUAUGGAAUAUAUAUCCAAGUACCGUAUGGAGCAGUAUCUUGUUACAUCUAGUCCAUUUAGUCAUAUUAUAUCGAUUGAUUCGAUAUCGAAAUUAUAAUAUCGAUAUAACGACCAUCACUCGAGCCACCAUUAAUAUUGCCGGAACAAUCAUCAAUAAUGAUAAUGAUAAUAAAAUUAAAUGAAUAAAUAAUGCAAAUUAAAAUUAACUGGAAA
Messenger RNA from Dermatophagoides pteronyssinus (European house dust mite), 1684 nucleotides. RefSeq names its product Alg3, alpha-1,3- mannosyltransferase (gene Alg3). Gene Ontology annotation, molecular function: dol-P-Man:Man(5)GlcNAc(2)-PP-Dol alpha-1,3-mannosyltransferase activity. NCBI's taxonomy places the organism in Eukaryota, Metazoa, Arthropoda, Arachnida, Sarcoptiformes, Pyroglyphidae. The record is from RefSeq and is a predicted model, not a curated record. Gene Ontology annotation, cellular component: endoplasmic reticulum.